Messenger RNA from Culicoides brevitarsis, 746 nucleotides. Its product is annotated as glutathione S-transferase 1-1-like. Gene Ontology annotation, molecular function: glutathione transferase activity. The record is from RefSeq and is a predicted model, not a curated record. NCBI's taxonomy places the organism in Eukaryota, Metazoa, Arthropoda, Insecta, Diptera, Ceratopogonidae. Gene Ontology annotation, biological process: glutathione metabolic process. The coding region runs from base 55 to 696 and encodes 213 amino acids. The transcript has 2 exons.
UCAGUUUCAACUCAACUUUGAUCGAAACCUGUUCACGUAAAAAUUUCAACAAAAAUGGGCUUGACUUUGUACUAUUUGCCUGAAGGACCUCCAUCUCGCGGCGUCUUGUUCCUCAUCCGUUAUUUGAAUCUCGAUGUCGAACUGAAACUUUGCCGAACGUACAUGGAAGAGCACAAAGACCCCAAUUACAUGAAAAUGAAUCCGUGUCAUACGGUGCCCGUUCUCGUUGAUGGUGACCUUGUUUUAAUUGAUUCGCAAGCCAUCGGAAUCUAUUUGAUCGAACAAUAUGGCUCGAAAUCGAAUUUGUUCGGAGCUGAUGUCAAAGAACGAGCUUUGAUCAACCAACGACUUUUCUUCAACUCGAAUUUGUUCGAUGAAGUCAAACAUUUGGUCGCUCCGAUCAUCUACGAAGGUCAAAAGAAGUUGGAUGACAAGCAACUUGCCAAAGUCAUGGAAAUGAUUGGAUUUAUGGAAACGUUUUUGGAAAAAUCGACUUUUAUCGCUUUGGAUAAAGUCACUGUUGCCGACAUGUAUUUGGUCAACAAUAUUUUGAGCUUUUUGCACUUGGGAUUCGACUUCAGUAAAUUCAAGAAAAUCCUUGCUUGGGUCGAUCGCAUGAGACCAUUGACGGGAUUCAAGGAAUGCGAUGAUGGAGCAAUAGCGCUUUCGAAGUUGGUGUUGCCCAAGUUGCAAUAAACAGAAUUAAAUUUGUAUUCAGAAUAAAUUAAUUUCUUAAUUGUUUGGAA